Thunnus maccoyii (southern bluefin tuna) is the source of this 1982-nucleotide messenger RNA. Its product is annotated as glycerol-3-phosphate dehydrogenase [NAD(+)], cytoplasmic-like. Lineage: Eukaryota; Metazoa; Chordata; Actinopteri; Scombriformes; Scombridae. The transcript is spliced from 8 exons. Gene Ontology annotation, cellular component: glycerol-3-phosphate dehydrogenase (FAD) complex; cytosol. Gene Ontology annotation, biological process: glycerol-3-phosphate catabolic process; carbohydrate metabolic process. The coding region runs from base 67 to 1422 and encodes 451 amino acids. Gene Ontology annotation, molecular function: protein homodimerization activity; glycerol-3-phosphate dehydrogenase [NAD(P)+] activity; NAD binding. The record is from RefSeq and is a predicted model, not a curated record.
AUAUGACGUUAAUUAAGAUAGCUUGCCUGGUCGGUUCGCGUGUUUCCCGUCAAUAUUUAAUAACAAAUGACCGGCAAAACAUUAAUACGUUAUACAUUAGGCUUUCCUUUGUCUUUCCUGCACACACCCCGUAGGCUGAUGACUCGGUUUUAUAACAAGAGAUCGUAUCUACAUGUUGGAAAAUCAGUGCAUAUGUUACAAGACGGCAGAAUUACAUGUUUCCCAUUUAGGAAAGAGGUGUAUCCGUGGCGCGCGAGGGGAGGGCUGAAUCAAGCAUUUUAUGGGGCGUAUGAGGAAGUUAUUACGGACGAGGGGGGAAAAGAACAACAGGCUCUUCAGUCUAGCCGAGCAGGAGGACUAUCCACUUUCAAAAUGCCUGGGAAGAAAAUCUGCAUCGUCGGAUCUGGAAACUGGGGCUCUUCCAUUGCUAAAAUCAUCGGGCACAAUGUCAAAGCCUCCAACAGGUUCGACCCAAUAGUGAACAUGUGGGUUUACGAAGAAAUAAUUGAUGGGAAGAAGCUAACGGAGAUCAUUAACACAGACCAUGAAAAUGUUAAGUAUCUGCCAGGUCACAAGCUGCCCAGGAAUGUGGUGGCCGUCCCAGACAUCAUAGAGGCCGUGAAGGGCGCAAAGAUCCUCGUCUUUGUAAUUCCACACCAGUUCAUCAGCAAACUCUGUGAUCAGAUUAAGCCUCACAUCACAGAGGGGACCAUCGGGAUAUCGCUCAUCAAAGGCAUUGACGAAGGACCAGACGGACUGAAGCUCAUCUCAGACAUCAUCCGAGAGAAACUAGAGAUCGAGGUCAGCGUCCUAAUGGGGGCCAAUAUCGCCAGUGAGGUAGCAGACGAGAAGUUCUGUGAAACCACUAUAGGGUCAACAAAUGAGGCAAAUGGCCAUAUCUUCAAAGAGAUGCUUCAGACUCCCAAUUUUCGUAUCACCGUCGUACAGGAGAGUGAUAUAGUGGAGCUUUGUGGAGCUCUGAAGAACAUUGUGGCAGUAGGGGCUGGAUUCUGUGACGGCCUCGGUUUUGGGGACAACACCAAGGCAGCAGUGAUCAGGCUCGGUUUGAUGGAAAUGGUCGCCUUCGCCAAGCUGUUCUGCAAAGGCCAAGUGAGCUCUGGCACAUUCCUGGAAAGCUGCGGCGUGGCCGACCUCAUUACCACCUGCUACGGGGGACGAAACCGAAAAGUUGCGGAGGCCUUCGCCAAAACAUCCAAGUCUAUUGUUGAGCUGGAGGCAGAAAUGCUUAACGGUCAGAAGCUGCAGGGUCCACAGACCUCAGCAGAGGUCUACAAACUUCUUCAAAAGAGGGACAUGGUCAGCAAGUUUCCAUUGUUUGCAGCAGUCUACCAGAUCUGCUUCGAGGGCAAAGAGGUGAAAGAGUUCAUCACCUGUCUGCAAAACCACCCAGAGCAUAUGUGAUGUGACCCGUCUGCAAACAUGUUCACUAGUGCAACUUCACAAUUUACAACCACUAGAGGGUGACAGAGAUUCAUGAGACACAAACGCACAAUAUAACAAACACAACCAAGAGCACUUUUACUAAAGAUGUUUUUUUUUUUUUUUUUUUAUUGGUAACACUUCAUAAUGGAACCCUUUUUGUUCUCAGCUUUAAAAGCAACUCAAUCUCUUGAUUUUGCUCUUCUGUUUUGUGAAAUGUACUGUGAUAUUAAUUUGGCUCUUUAUAUGAUGUCUGUGCUAAGAAGUCAGGAUAUCAACAUAAUGAUACUUGAUAAGCUACAAAAACUAUAUUUCAGCUGUGAUGGAUAUUGAAGUAUAGCGCUUUUUCCAAGGCAGUCCACUCCACUUUUAUUAUUGCCAAAAAUUUGUUAUAAUUUUGUAUGGGAUACACAAACAUAACACUGUUGUCUGAUUUACCUUUUACUACAUGACUGUGUGUUUACUAUCUCAAAAUUAAACCUAAGGAUAUUUUUUUAUCUCCAUAUGGAAUUGUGUCCUCAAUAAAAUCAAUUAAUAUGAAA